UGCGGCUUAGUCAAAGGCGCACCGCAGGGAGGCGCGAAAAGAGUCUCUGCCCUGGGAGGCAGAGUCAGCAUCUGCUUGCUGUGAAUUCUUGGAUAAGACUUCUGACUCUCCUUCCCCCGGGCUUUAGUUGAAAGGACAGGACGAAGAGAAUCAAAAGCACUUCUGCAUCUGAGAAAGUUGGAAAGGAAAGUUGGUGAAAACAAACGCGAGCUGUUUUAGAGCUGAGAAGAGAAGCUGAGCCGGCUACAGUGAAAAGAGGCAUUGUUUCUGCCCUCUAAAACAGAAGAAAUAGGCUGAAUCUGAAGCAAGAAGGUUAAAGCUCAAUACGCACAGCCUUUCCGGAGAAUCCCCCAGGUUCCUCUUCUGGCGUUGUAGAGGUUGACGCUGGGGCUGUUUUGUUGAGGUAAUAGAAUAGGUGUGUUGGGUUAAAUAAGUAUGUUUGACCUGCUGAUGUGGGGAGCAGUCUGCGGGUGAUGCAGGCAGUAUGGGUUUGUCCCUUGGCUGUCCCCGUGUUCUUCAGGAGGGACAAGUGCCCACGCGGGUAUUUCCUCCCAGAGGCCAGCUGGUUUGCAUUGGAACCAUGUGAUCAUGGCUCUCUUGAGAGGGGAUUUCAUCAGCUGCUAGAGCCGGGCUUUCCAGAGGGGCCGGGCUCUACAGACACAGAGGGCUGCAUUGGGAGGGAAGUUGGAAACUGCACUGCAUUAUGUCAGUCAGUGGACCCCUGUGAGCAGAACAACAUUUCAGAGAACCCAGACUUUGUGUGUGUGUCAGAGCCUCAGGUUGCCUCCUCCCUGGGCAGAUCUAGAGAUGCAACAAGAGAUCACCAGCAGGCUUUACUUCUGAGCACCUCAGUUUACCCCUCUAGAAAAUGGGCAGGAUGGUACCUCCAGUACCAUCUUCAAGUCCAGGUGGGUGGCAUCUUAGAAAGCUUUUGUUCAGCAUCCCCAACUAGGUUUAGAGAUAAAUUGAAGUCAGAGAAAGGAUGGAACAACAGCAAUAGACAUUGGUGACAAUGGCUACUGCACUGACUUCAGGGCACUGUACCAUGAGUCUCACUGUAGUAGUGAGGUGUCUGUGGUAGGGCAGGGCUGUCAUCUUCCCACUGCGCUGUACAGAGCCCUGCUAGAUUUUGUCCCUUCAUUUCCAAGCAUUGCCACUAGGUGGACACUACUGCCCCUGUUGUGCAGCCUAAGGUUCAGAGAGAUUAAACCACUCAUCUGAAGUUCAUCCCUGCAUCUGUGUCUAUGCAGGGAAGAGAGAGGCCUGGGCCCUUAGAUUCACCCGGCAGCCUGUGCAAAGCUUUAGGGUAUUGGGGGGUGACAUGGAACUGUGUCCGGGGAAGCCUGGAGAGAGCAAGGUUGGUAUUUCCAGAAUACCUACUGGGGUAUAGCACUUUUCAGCCUACCCAGGGUCUCUGGCUGUGGGAGAAGGUGUCAGAGAGGUCCCAGAACAGAACACAAAGGCUUCCUGCCCCACGGCCUCCCAUUUUGGCCUCUAGUCUCUCCUCCAUCCAGCCUAUAGCCCCAUCUUGGCUCUGGUCCCUACUGCCAAGUGUCAGCCAAACCAGCUGGACUGCUAAGCUAGACCCUCCUGCCAGAACCUCCCCCACCCAUCUCUAGACCCUUGCCAGCACCCAGCACCCCAGAGCCUAGUCCGGAAAGGAGCUGGGAUCAAAGCCAGAUAGUAUGCCCAGCUGUCAGUCUGCUUGGGGUCCUGGGACUAUAGCCAAGGACCAAGAACUUGAGGGAAAGUGAUGCAAGGUCUAGGAGCCCCAACCCCCCAAGUAAGGGCUUCAUCUGGUGGGGAAGCACUAUAUUUAUGAAUAUCUUUAAUAUGCUGUAUGGUCUUGGGCGAGGUGUGUGACUUUUCUAAGCCUUUCCUUGUCUGUUAAAUGCUGGUUUGCUUCUGAGGAGCCAGGCUGAGUUGUCAAGGCUGGGAGCUAGAAGCCUCUUCUUCAUUGUGUUGAUUUCAAGUGUUGCACAGUAGCCAGAGGAUGGAGAAACAGCUCAGGGCAUCAGAUCACAGGCAGGAUGGCUGGUGCUAAGAGGAGCCACCUGUGAUUUGGACCCCCAGCUGCAGCUCAGUCUCUUGAAGAUGAAGUGGCCCAGGUGAAGCCAGGCCAGGUCCCAUGGCCAGCUCAGGGACAAAGGCACAAUGGGCUGGGCCAAGCCUGGGGCAAGGGCCCCGAAGGCGGCGCUGGGCUUGGGCUGAGGAACAAGAUGUAGAUGGAAGAAGUGACCAGGGCUGGGGAAACGAACAGUCUCUUCCUGAAGCCACCAGUCCUGAGCUCCUAGAAGACUUCCGCAGGGUACAGAAGCAUCUGCCACCCCCAGAGUGGGACCCAGACAUGCAGGACUCCGAAGAGUCUUCUGGAGAAGAGACUGAAGCUGAUGAUGUGAGCAGCCCAGAGGGUUCCACCGUGCCCCUGCCCUGGCUCUCCAGGCAGAAUCAACAACAGCUGGAUCUGUCUGAAGAGGACCUGGAUGAGGCCCCUGGGAGCCCUGAGGUAGACUUAGCUGGAGAGAGUUAUACAGAGCUGGAGUGUGAAGACCAGGGAGAUUCCAGCCCUUCAGCUCUAGGACAGGGGUCAGCCAGAGGCUGGGUUACCUCUGUCAAUCAAGGCAGUAACUACAGACCUUCAGAGCAUCUUGAGACCCAGCCAUCUGUUGAACACAGCCACACAAAGUCUUGGAGCAGUGGGACUGUGAGCCUCGGUCAGCCUAGUGACAGCCUUGGUUCUACGUGGGAAGGAGACACCGAUGUCCCCCAACUUGUCACCUUGCCCGAAGCCCUGCCACAGAGUCUGUGCCACAACCUUCCACACCCAGGUGACGGAAAUGGAGGUGACGUUGCUCCGGCAACACCCACAGAAUUCCGGGACUCCUUAGCAGCGCCAGCCCAGAAUCCUGAGUGCUCUGCAGGCACAUGGGGACGAGAAACCACCAGCCUACCCUGCUCUCGGCCUGAGGACCAGACCUGGAAGAGAACUAAGACAUCAUCUAAGCCGCUGCCCUCCCGGUUCACUGGCUCGGUCAGCCCCCUGAGUACCCGGCUUGGGGCAGUAAAGAAAGUUGUGUUACAGCCCAAGCAGGGAGCCACUCUGGCUGGCCACUCUUCGUCACGUGCUCCCAAGUACGGCAAGGGGCGCCUGAACUACCCACUCCCCGACUUCUCCAAGGUGGGGCCCCGGGUGAGGUUUCCCAAAGAUGAGAACUACCGACCCCCGAAGUCCAGAGGCCACAAGAGGCAACAAGACUCCACCAGACCCCUCAUCUUCAAGUCGCCGGCUGAGAUCGUUCGGGAUGUACUGUUGAGUAGUGGAGAGGCAUCCCUGGCCAAGGGGUCUUCUCUUGCUCACCCAAUCCCCAGGGUGCCCCAGGAGUUCCAGACACCCGAACAAGCCACUGAGCUAGUUCAUCAGCUCCAGGAGGACUAUCACAAGCUCCUCACCAAGUAUGCGGAGGCUGAGAACACCAUUGACCAACUUCGCCUUGGGGCCAAGGUGCAUCUGUAUUCAGACCCGCCCCAGCCCAGUCAGAGCCUCUGCUCUGGGUCAAUGCCACAAGGAAGCAAGGUCUUAUCGUUUUCUAUCCCACAACCCAGAUCAGCAGAGUGGUGGCCUGACCCUGCCCAGGAUCCACAGGCCUCCGAGACCAUGGGGUGGCCGCCCCCAGGAACAGACCUGAGUCCCUCCUCGUCCCCCAGCAUGGCCACUCCAGGUCGCCUACCUCAGAGCCAGGGCACUGCCACAGACCAGCCCUCCAUAGGACAGACCCAGGCGUUGACCUCUCAGGUCAGCCGGCUUCUGGCCAAGGUGGAAUCCUUUGAGGAACUGGUACUGGCUGGACACUUCCCACCCCAGGACCAAAUCAAGAGCUUGGAGCAACUGAGGGCAGCCCACACGGCCCUAGAGGCAGAGUACCUGCAGGCCUGCAGAGAAGAGCACCUGGACCCUCAGCUUGAUGCCUCCCAGGGGAGUCCCAGGACCCUCAACCUCUGCAGGGAGCUAGAGGCAGAGAUAUACCACCUGGGGCAGCGCCUAGAAGAGCUGCAGGACCAUGUGGAACAGACCCACGGAGAGCCAGAAUCAUGCAGGCCAGACCUGCAGGACAGCACCCCAGUCGUGCCCUUUCUGCCCCAGCUGGCUCGUCUGCCCAUGCCUUCAGCACCAGUCUCCUCAUUAGAUGUCCAGACCUGCCAGGAGCCUGCCACCAUCACCGCUUCCCCUGGAAGCUCUUGCAUGCUCCCCACGAACAAGGAGGUAAGCCUGGGCAUCAAGACAGAGGAAAGCCCAAGAGGUCUCCCGGUCCCACUCAGGGACAGGAAGCUUCAGGUGGAGCAGCAGGACUUCCAUGGCCUUCUGGAGAGAUACCUUAGUGUGAAGUCCCUCCCUGAAGCCUUGAGGGUCGAAGAUGAGGAGGACCUGGAGGAGGAGGAGGAGCAGGAGGAGAAGUAUCAUCAUGGCACCUUGGAAGACGAUGGACCAGCCUCAGCUCCAGGGAAAACAGAAGCCAUGAGGGUAUCACCAGGACAGCGCCCAGCACAGGCUGAGGAAAGCCAUAGGGCUGCUAUCCAGGAGGAUGAAGAACAGAUGCCGUCUAUGACAUCAUCAAACUUCCAGCCAUCCAAGGCCAGAGAUAGGUACACACCAGUCCUGGAUGCUACUGAAGUGGCUCAACGGGGCACCAAACCCAUGGCAUCACAUCAGAGCAGUCUGACCAGCCUGGAAGAGAGCAGGCCCUCAGAGCUCCUUCGUCGCAAAGCCCUGCUUCGGGCUGGUGGGCCCCACACUGAGGAGCCCUGGAUGGUGUCACCAGAGACAGACAGUGGCUUCGUGGGCUCAGAAACCAGCAUAGUGUCACCCUUCACCCAGACCCCAGAGCAUCAGCUCUCCCACGUCAGCACUCCAGGACCAUCGGCUCAACACCUCACUGCCUCUGUGCCUGGUGAUGGAACCUCCCAUCCCAAGGCCAGGGGGCCUGUGGUUCCCAGAAGAACCACUGAAGCUGGCAUACCCAGAAGCCGAACCAGCCUGAGCUCUUUCCAGAGAGGAGCACAGAGCUGCCACCUACAGGAGACACCAGUGGCUCGGAUAGCGGCUCCCAGGUCUGAGUUCAAGAGACAGAAGCAGACUUCCAAACAGCUCCUUCCCAAUGGAACACCCAGCCCAGACUCUGCCCCAGCGCCCACAGCUGCCUCCAUGCCCCAUGGGUCAGCAGAGAGCACUGCCAACCUCCUCCUCAAUAGGACAGAGCGCGACCGGGCCAUCAAGGAUCUGCAGGCAGAGGUGUCACUGCUCCGCCUACAACUGGAGGACAGCCUACACCGGCCACACCCAGACAGCCCAGCUUGUGUAGCUUCUGCUUUCAACCACUCUACCCAAACCCAGAAGAAGCUGAUGGAUUCCCCACCCUCCUGGGGCUCCCACUAUGGCAGUAAAUCCACAGAGAGGCUGUCUGGGGAGCCUAAUGGCAUAGAGCCAGCCGAGCCAAUGGGAAGACGGCGAGCCAGGUCCUCCUCAGUGCCUCGGGAUGUACCCAGACUGUUCCUAAGUUCUGAAUCUGGGUCAUCUGCUCCUCGGCUAUCAUCUGAGAAGAGCAGAACCUUUGAGGAGCAUCCUCAGGCUGCAAAGUGGGGGACAAGACCACUGAGCAGCACGAAGCAGAGAGGAAGAGUCUCCUUCCGGGGUCAGUACACAGGCCAGGAGUACCACAUUCUGUCCCCAAAGGCCGUCCUGAAGGACAGUGGCACAGCCUCCUGUCCCCACUGCCAGACCAUUAGGACCCAGGACACAGGCAGUGCUGUCUCCAGAGAGUCAACGGGAUCAUCUGCUGCUGACACCCUCCGCUGUUCCCUGUGUGGUGAAGUCAAGUCCUCUGCAGAAGCAGAUGGCUCUAACUCAGGCCCCUCUGGUAGGAAUGAGCGCUCACCAUCUUCCUCCAGUCAUGGGCGUGGCCAGACCUUAGAGAACACCCCCAAAAAACCCGCACCUUCCACCCCCAGCCUCAAGCGGAAGAGCAGGCAGACGGGCUCGCCAGUGAAAAUGCCCCCUGGACUCUGGUACCUGGCUGCUGCACCCCCAGCCCCAGUCCCACCAACCUUGGCCUACAUCUCACCACCCAUUAUGCCUUAUCCAGCAGCACCCACUGUGUACUAUGCAACCCCAGCACCUACCUCAGCCCAGACAGCUUCCCCACAGCCUGCUCGGGGACCUCGGAGAACCCGACACUCUGUCCAGCUGGGUCUGAAUGACCUGGAGGAGCUGCAGGCCGCACUCAGAGAGGCUGCACUGGCCGCCGAGAACGUUCGCUCCACCACCCGUCAGCUGAGCCGCUCCCUGUCUGCGGAUCUGCGUCAUGCCCGUAGCCUGCGAGGCUCUUGCCUUUUCUGACUCCCUGGAGGCAGGCAGCCGCUGUUGUUUCCCAGUCAACAGUCUUCUGGUACCACUGAUGGCUGGAAGAUGUCAUGCUCCCCUCCACAGAGUGCCACCUGCCUGGUCCAUGUGGCUUAUUUAAAAUGGAGAGACAUUAGGCUGGUCGGGAGUGAAUGAAUGACCAGCUCUGCCUAACAGGUGUAGUGGCCAUAGCUCCUUUUGUCGAGUCAGAGCCUCUGAGACUCUCCUCAUUGUCCCCUUCCUGCCCAUGUGCUUCUGCAGCUAAUAAUAUGGCUCUUACUGGACAGAAUGUCUUUACACUGGGGAGCUAACUUGAGCUUGGACCCGUCUCAGAAGGCCAGAGAGGACAAGAGAAAGCUGGGGUCUCGGAAGCAUUUUGGUCACUGCCUGUAAUAGCCACUCUGAGGCAGGCAUUGUCAGAGAGUACUAGUCAGGGAUUUUCUUCCUAGUAACUAGUGGGCAGGGGUAGUACAUGGGGACCCCUACAUGUCUUGGGACAGAGGCCUCAGAUGACACACACCCAGCUCUUCUGUGGUUUUCCAUGAGCCCACAGAGUAGAGGCCAGGAAGCACCCAGCAGCCUCAGACUUUCCCACUAUGGUUUUGGAUUUUGUUAGCAUCCACUAGAGGACCAAGCUCCCUGCCAGUUCCUGGCCCGGGGCUGAGAGACUAGCCCAGCACCCCUUUCCCUGUCCCACAGCAGAGUGACCUCAACAUUUCUGGGAUGUAUGUGUGUGUGAGUGUGUGUUUGUGUGUGUUACCACAUACUGUGUAUAUAUUUGAGGCAUUUAAAAAUCUAUUUUUGUUAUAAAAGCAAAUGAAGGAAAAUAAAUAAUGAACUUAAGAAAGAGAAAAGAAAUCCCC
Arvicanthis niloticus (Nile rat) is the source of this 7257-nucleotide messenger RNA. It is a transcript of the gene Akna, whose product is annotated as AT-hook transcription factor. Gene Ontology annotation, biological process: neuroblast division in subventricular zone; epithelial to mesenchymal transition; neuroblast delamination. Gene Ontology annotation, cellular component: centrosome. NCBI's taxonomy places the organism in Eukaryota, Metazoa, Chordata, Mammalia, Rodentia, Muridae. The record is from RefSeq and is a predicted model, not a curated record.